Molecule: messenger RNA, 4938 nt
Organism: Neopsephotus bourkii (Bourke's parrot)
Lineage: Eukaryota; Metazoa; Chordata; Aves; Psittaciformes; Psittacidae
Product: regulator of G-protein signaling 16-like
Exons: 5
Coding region: 1688-2299 (203 amino acids)
Source: RefSeq, a predicted model, not a curated record
ACAUCACCCAUGCUCCUCUUUCAUUGGCUCCAGCUGUUGCUGCCAUCCCAGCUGCUAGAAGUUGUCUGUCCUGUGUAUCUGUAACAUGUGCCCAGCCUCCUGAAGGUUUUCCUCUCAGUAUAAGUUUCUUGGGGGAUGCCUCAGACAUUGGGGAGAAUCACCACAGCAUCCUGUGACUUUGCUGUCUAUAAGUGGGAGAAUGGACUUCAGCGUGUGAGCACGAUUUUAAAGGCAAAAAGGACACACAUGGAGUCCUGCUUAACACCAGGCAUGCCCCAAAAUGAUGAGACAAAACAACACGAGGGCAUCACUGAGCACUGCAUCUGUGCAGAAUGGGUGGGUGGUGGAGAUUCAAGUGAUGGAGGAGAAGGGAUGUUACCACCCCAGGUAGCCAAACGCCACAGCUGGGAGAUGAGUGCAAAGGGUAUGUGUGUAUGGCCAGUGCCAAAAUAGCUGAGUGUGAACCUUUCCUGUGGAUAUCAGGAGCCUGUACCCAUGUCAGCAUGGCGCUGCUGCUGUGACACCAGUGCUCCCAGCAUGGCAGUGAGCUGGGAUACACCACCAGUCUUAUGUGGCCAAGCACUUCCAAAACCCAUGUUAGACCAAGUGAUGUCCAUGGUGCAAGCCUGAUGUUGGCAUGGGGGACUUCUUGGCUGUCAUGGAGCUCUCUGCUUGUUGCACCACACCUUGUGGUUUGUUGGUGUGCACUGUCUCACACGGGCUUAACUCUUUCUCUUCAUCCUUCUGUUCUGCCAUUCCAGUCUUUCCCUUCCAAUUUUUUCCUCUCCCUUGUUUUUAGCCUCUUUUUUCCAUCCUUAGUUCUCAUUAGGAUCCACCUUUAUCAGAUGCUUUCCCAUGCUUGGCUCUAACUGUCUUUGAUGUGCAUCCCCUCCCUUUAUUUCUUCCCACCCCAGACCAAGCAGAGAGUUUGUGACGAACUGCAACUUCUGCCAGUACAUGGGAUCAGACAUCAGUCCUUAUGUAUUCCAGCUGUGGACCAGCAGUGUAAUCUGGGGGGACAGGAAACACUACACCCUUGUGCUCUAUCAGCAGUUCAAUGGCAGGUGUACUGCAUUACCCUGGGGAGUGCAAACCCUUCCACCAGGCUUUGCACAUGCCCUUGGGAUGCUGUAAAGCAGCCUGACUCUGAUGGGGACCAGCAUCCCCCGCUUACACCAGCUGGGGAAAAGCAUGCUGCUGCAGUGCCACCAACGCCAGCCCUUGCAGCGCUGGGAGGAUCGGAAGUCCUCGUGCCACAGAACGGAGCUGACGAACUGGUGUGAAUUACAGCAUCUGUCCUGUCCCUCUCACUCUCCCCAUCUGCGUACUCACCCGCUGGCAGUUACUCAGCAGGCUCCACAUGUCGGUGGAAACCAGCCUGUUUUUUCCUGUUAUCGAGGAAGCAGUUAUGACUGUGAUGCUCAAGGACAAGCCUGGGCCUCCCACUCCCCCUCCCUUAACAGCACAAAAGAAACCUACCUAAGCUGUUAUCUUCACUGGGCUCUGCUAUAGCAGGUUUUGGUUGGCUGGAGGCUGGAGCGAUGCUGGGCCCCCCUCCCAGCUCUCCCACCUCCAACCUGAUAUAAAGCACAGCUCACUGCUGCUUUUCCAGCCGACAGCACAUGACUGGGCGCAGGUGGUGCCACAGCUGCCUGUUGCACACCACUGCCACCACCAUAAGGACCCAAUGAGUUGCUGGAUGCCUGGGUGCCCAGCUUUCAGCAUGUGCCAGGGGUUAGCUGCGCUCCCCAUCACUUGCCUGGAAAGAGCCAAGGACCUGAAGACCCGCUUAGGGAUCCUGCUUCAUAAAUCAGACCUGGGACACAGGACUGGCACCUCCAGCAAGCUGCAGCUGGGCUCCAGGCAGAGAGAUUCUUCACGAGAAGUACUUGAAUGGAGGGAGUCCUUCGACCAACUCCUGAAGAGUAAAAGUGGAGUGACUGCCUUCCACACCUUCCUGAAGACGGAGUUCAGCGAGGAGAACCUUGACUUCUGGCUGGCAUGCGAGGACUUCAAAAAGACCCGAUCGAAAACCAAACUGGCUUCCAAGGCCAACAGGAUCUUUGAGGAGUUUGUUCAAAAUGAGGCACCCAGGGAGGUCAAUAUUGACCAUGAAACCAGAGAGAUCACCCGCAAGAACCUCUCAGGUGCCACCUCCGCUUGCUUUAACGAAGCCCAGGCUAAGACCCGCACUUUGAUGGAGAAGGACUCCUACCCCCGAUUCCUGAAGUCCGCCUCUUACCAGGACAUGACCAAGCAGGCCACCAGCCGUGGCAUCAGCAAGCGGUCACAUACCUGACCCGUGCCCAAAUUUGCCGUGGGGGGACAAGCUGGGGGACCAGGCAGAGACUGAGAGACAGUUUGUGAGGGCUGAGGUCUGUGCAGUGGUGUUUUGGCUGAAGUCCUGUCAAUUUAGCAGGAACCCCAAGACCUCAAGCGCUCUCUGCUUCCCACUGAACUCCUGGGAAAACUGGUCCUCCCUCCCUGAAGCAGCAGAGUGGGUGGGAACCCCAUGUCCCUGCUUGCAGCAUGGCUGGAGACUGGCACCACCACAGGAUCAGACAGAAAUCAGAUUUGAGUUGCAAGCCCAGGAAAAGGACAUGGGAUUCCCUGUAGCAUCUGUAACCAGCGAGCUCCCACCUUUUCUCAGCACCCUGAUUCUGAUCUGCAGCACCAGCUGCUGGCUGCAGGGCCAGCACAGAAGCCUGCAGCUCUUGCAGUGCUCGGGACAACCACCCCAGACCUGCUCACAGGGCUCACCCUGUGAGGGAAGGGCCAGAAUAAAAAUCCAAAGACUACAUGGCAUUUUCAGCUGGAGGGAGCCCUUCUCCUGAUCCUGGGAUCCUUCUGCCGUUUCCUAUGCAUGCUCUGCAUCAAAGCUUUACACCUUCUUCCAUACAGCAUAUCCCUAGCGGUGAUGUUUUAAUCCUUCGCUUAAGCUGUGUGACCUUUAGGUUGCACAAAUCUUAGGUCACAUGCAGAAGUUUUUACUACUAUUAUUGUUAUUUAUUUUAUCAUUAUUAUUAUAUAUAUAUAUUUGUUAGAAGAGCACUGCUGAAAGCAUACAUGUCCCUUGCUCUGAGGAGUUUCUAAAUGAAAUUAUAUUAGAUAUUGUAGUACUUAGCAUGUCUCUCAUUACUUCUGUAUAAUAACUUAAGAUUGAUGACCAGACAGAUAUGUAACAUGACCGUGGAACUAGGGACACAAACAGCAGCAGCAAGAGUUGCAGUCCAGCGAGGCUGCUAGAGGAGUCUAAGGUGGCAGGUAUCCUGUGAGUAUGAAGGACAACUGAUGGCAGUAAAAGGAUGCUUUGCAAUCAGUGUUGUUUCCUUUCUCCUCUCAGCUUGUCCUGGACAGAUUAGCAAUGUAAAACAGGCACUUUGGUGAGUGAUCCUACUGAAAACUUAUAUUUUUAUUUUUUUUUACACAUUUUUCCCCUGGUUUAAAAUUCAGCUUGGUGUUCCCUUGCCAGUGAAACCAUUCUGCAGCCACAGCACUUUACCAGAAACCCAGGGAGCCAAGUGAAACAGCAAUGCAUGCUGUGAAUUUAGUGUCUCAGGGCACUGCAGGAUAUUUUAGCAGCUCAGACUUGUGGGGUGAGCUUUUCAGAAAGCCCUUCUAAGCAGGGAUUUCUGGGUUCUGCAGCUGCUCUGGAAAGCUGUUGAUCCCAUUUGCCAGCAAUGGUGCCAGAAAGAGACUUGGGUGGGUGAUGGGGAGCUCACCAGUAUCCCAUGCUGGGUCAUGAGGAACAUGCUACCAGCAUAGUUUCAAACUGAGACAGCCUGGGGCUGCCACAUGUGCCUCCAUUUAUCUUUAAAGACCAAACCUGGAGGCCCUUAUCUUGCUGGUACUCACUACUUGCCAAGGAAACCAUCUUUCACCCACCCCUUCAAACUUUCGCUGGAGCACAGGAUAACUCUGGCUUUUCACAGCUGUUUGAGCAGAGCAAGGGACGGAGGACCAGUUUGGGAUGUUAUUCUGAGUCCUUUUCCACUUUCCCCAUUCUGGUUCUACCUCUGAGCUUCAGUGGGUCCUGACUGGGUUUACAGGGAGUUUUUAGCUGCUUUCUUAUUUAUUAUUUAUUUUUACAACUGGAACCAGCUUUGUUGUGUUACUGAAAUGAAAGACGCACAAUGGUCCAUUUUCAUUACUGACAUAAUAUUGUCAUUAUAAAAUAAAAUAUAAAAAGGAAAAUACUGUGACAACACACUUUAUUUUAUUUGGUAGUAGGUUUUCAAUUAAUUUUUACAUUGUAAUUUUGGAUGACUUGCAAAGAAUGCUAAGGAAAGCUGAUUGUGUUGGAUGGCUCAAGGUGCAUUCACAGUCGCUUUAGAAGUUGCAGUGUCAGGAACAGGAAAGAAAGGGGAAGACUUGUGAAGAGUAAAGCUUCAAGGUAUUUGGCUUACUUAAGAGAACUGAACAGCUCACAGCAAGAAUGGAAGCAGAGAUUAAGUUUUUAGUAUAUUAAUCGCUAGGGUGUUCAGUACUGUUCGUUUUGCUCACCAUUUUCUGAGCACUUUACAGGACUGCAGAUCCUAAUACCUAUUUAGUAUCAGUAAGACACCAUUGUCUGAAAAGCAUAGGAGGAUUCAAAUGAGGGCUGCUAUCUGCAAAAACUGCUUUUGGGUCAGUGUCAUAAAUAAUAUUUGAUUUUUAUCAAUAACUCAGCUGAUGACUGAAUUCAUUUACAAGGGACAAAGUAUCUGGUAUUGAAGUGGUUAUUAGAAGACAUCUUACCUCUAUUGCAGUGCUGCUCCUGAGGUCUGAGCAGUCCCCUGUGUCCCUAUGGGAGCUUUAGGGAGGGGAGAGGGGUGCAUGGUAUGCGGAACUCCAGGGACUGCGGGAUCACUGCAGGGCUUCCUGUGGCAAGAGCAUUGCAGAGAGGGGAGCAUUCAAGUGUGGCUCAGAGAUGCUAAUGCUCUGAAUAAAAACAGAACA